Messenger RNA from Thermochaetoides thermophila DSM 1495, 549 nucleotides. Its product is annotated as putative ubiquitin protein. Bases 1 to 549 code for a protein of 182 amino acids. The transcript is spliced from 3 exons. The record is from RefSeq and is a predicted model, not a curated record. Lineage: Eukaryota; Fungi; Ascomycota; Sordariomycetes; Sordariales; Chaetomiaceae.
AUGCUGAAGAUAUGGUCUAUGAAAAAAGAGCAGCAGAAGGCUGAGAACGGCGGGGAAGCGGCCGCGGGGCAGCCCAAGAAGAAGAAGGAUGCUGAUGUCCCAGACCUCUCCGAACUCUCCCUCGGCUCAACCAUGACCACGGAAUUCCCCGACCCCGACGACAUCCUCAACUUCAUCCUGUACAUCACGCCCGACGAGGGCAUGUACAAAGGCGGAAAAUUCAGCUUCACCUUCCACAUCACACCCGCGUUUCCGCACGAGCCGCCCAAGGUGCAGUGCCGCGAAAAGAUUUACCACCCUAACAUCGACCUCGAGGGUAAGGUGUGCCUGAAUAUUUUGCGCGAGGACUGGAAGCCAGUCCUGAACCUCAACGCGGUGAUUGUGGGUUUGCAGUUCCUAUUCCUCGAGCCGAACGCGAGUGAUCCGCUCAAUAAGGAGGCCGCGGAGGACCUGAGGAAUAACAGGGAGGGGUUUAAGCGGAAUGUUAAGAUUGCUAUGAGUGGGGGGACCAUUCGGGGGGAGACGUAUGAUCGGGUGUUGGUUGCUUAG